UAUCUGUUCGAAUGAGUUAUCGUGGAGAGUUAAUUAAUAGGUAGUGGAAGACGUGCAUUAUAAUUAAGAUUUUUUUACCGUUUCAAGCUAUUAAUUAAUUGGUCUAUUUAUAACUAAAUUGAUUAUUUUUUUCGUGAUAUUAGGCAAGUGAACACAAAGGAUAUUUGAAGUUCCAUUUAUUACAUAUCUCGAGCUAGAGCUGUUUAACCGGAGUCCGAUAAAUAAUUUGAGUUGAACAAUGCUUUUUUGAUUCGUCAAUAAUACUUUUUAUAUGACCAUGUUUACCGCCAAUUGGUGGAUAAAUUUCAUUACGCCAUGUACAAUAAUAGUUACGAUCGCCUAUUAUUUCUGCGUGUCGACCUUUAAGAAAUGGGAACAGCUCAACGUGCCUUACAUUAAACCAAUUCCGUUGUUUGGAAACUUAUUGAAUGUGGCUUUGGGAAAAGACCAUCCGUUGGAUUUUUACAACAAAAUCUAUCACAAGUUCGCCGCUCACAAAUAUGCAGGAGUGUUCCAGAUGAGGACGCCGUAUUUAAUGGUUCGCGAUCCAGAAAUAAUCAACGACAUGCUGAUAAAAGACUUCUCGUCUUUCCCCGAUCGUGGUAUUUACUCGGAUUUCGUGGCCGAACCGUUUUCGAACCACCUGUUUUUCAUGGAAAAUCCUCAAUGGAAAAUAAUAAGAAACAAAUUAACCCCCGCUUUCACGUCGGGAAAGCUCAAGAUGAUGUACGAUCAGAUCAAAGAGUGCAGCGAUGAAUUAAUGAAAACCAUCGAUAUAGAACUAAUUAAAAACGACGACGAAAUAGAAGUAAGGGACAUCAUAGGAAAGUAUUCGACCGACGUCAUCGGCACUUGCGCUUUUGGACUCAAGCUGAACGCCAUAAAAGAUGACGAGUCCCCAUUUCGUAAACACGGCAAAACCUUAUUCGAACCUUCACUAAGGGCGCUUUUCAAAGAAUUGUGUUUGAUGAUUGCUCCUGCACUUUUGAAAGUCAUAAAAGUAAAAGAUUUUCCGACAGACGCGACCGACUUUUUACACACGGUGUUUAAAGAAACGAUAACUUAUAGACAAAAAAAUAAAAUAGUCAGAAACGAUAUUUUCCAAUGUUUAAUACAAGUGAGAAAUGAUUUAGUUUUGAAUGCAGAUUUGUCUAAAAACGAAAAAUUCACUGAAACACAAAUCGUAGCAAAUGCUUUUGCAAUGUUUGCUGCCGGUUUUGAAACUGUGUCCUCUGCUAUAAGUUAUUGUUUAUAUGAAUUAGCACUAAAUAAAUCUAUUCAAGACAGAGUACGCGAAGACAUUGAACUAAAACUAUCCAAUAAUGACGGACAAAUCAACCAUGAACUUUUGAUUGAUCUUAAUUACUUGGAUAUGGUUAUAGCAGAAACACUUCGUAAAUAUCCUCCAGUGGUUGCUUUGUUCAGAAAAGCAUCACAAACGUAUCGAGUACCCAACGAUUCGUUAAUAAUUGAAAAGGGCCAAAAAAUAAUAAUUCCAAUUUAUGCAUUGCAUUACGAUAGUAAGUAUUACACGGACCCUGAAAAGUUUAUUCCUGAAAGAUUUUCGGCUGAAGAAAAAGCAAAGCGGCCAAGCGGCAUUCAUCUUCCAUUUGGCGAUGGUCCUCGAAUUUGCAUAGGUGGAAAACGUUUCGCAGAGAUGGAAAUGAAAUUGGCUUUUGUUGAAAUAUUGACCAAAUUUGAAGUAUUUCCAUGUGAAAAAACAGAAAUUCCUCUAAAAUAUUCUAAUAAAGUUUUUACGUUGAUGCCAAAACAUGGAAUUUGGCUAAGAUUUAAAAGAAUUAAUUGACCAAAGAUUAUAAUAUAGUUAUAGACUAAAAAAAAAACAUUCAUGUUUUAAUUUUACAAUUUUUUUAAACUAAUUUAAAUAUAUAGCUGUCUAACCUGAGAAAGUCAAACGAUUUUUAUUUUAUUUUUUGUAUCCAAGAUAAUUUUAACAUCACUAAAUGCUUUAUAUCAUAAUAUUAAAUAAGAGUGCGUCAAAUAAAAAUUUAGAACACAUUUUACAUGGAUUUAUUAUAAGUAUGCUAUGAAUUAUUUUUAUAAUGUUCUGAUUUAAGUAGGUAUACCUAGGUAUUUAUGUUUAUAUGUUUACAAUCUUAGUGGUUUAUAACUAAUACCUACAUUAACAAAAGUCCAUGCAGUUUCCAAAAUGAUUAUUAAAAAUGUUUUUUUAUAAAUUUAUCAACCUAACCUACCAAUCUUUAGUUACCACUAACCUAUAUCCUAAUUAUACUUAACGUUCAUCCGGAAGUAUGUCAUAUAGUAAUAAGUUUUAUUAUAUUGUAUAUUUAUUCAAAAACGUUGUUAAGCCAAUAAAGAUCAGGAUUGGUGGUUUUAAA
Acyrthosiphon pisum (pea aphid) is the source of this 2360-nucleotide messenger RNA. Its product is annotated as putative cytochrome P450 6a13. The transcript is spliced from 4 exons. NCBI's taxonomy places the organism in Eukaryota, Metazoa, Arthropoda, Insecta, Hemiptera, Aphididae. The coding region runs from base 272 to 1807 and encodes 511 amino acids. Gene Ontology annotation, molecular function: heme binding; oxidoreductase activity, acting on paired donors, with incorporation or reduction of molecular oxygen; iron ion binding. The record is from RefSeq and is a predicted model, not a curated record.